Drosophila miranda is the source of this 5595-nucleotide messenger RNA. RefSeq lists its product as uncharacterized. The record is from RefSeq and is a predicted model, not a curated record. NCBI's taxonomy places the organism in Eukaryota, Metazoa, Arthropoda, Insecta, Diptera, Drosophilidae. The transcript is spliced from 4 exons. The coding region runs from base 705 to 4316 and encodes 1203 amino acids.
AACUUCAGUUGCAAGCGAAAGCUCAGCGUGUGUGCCUCGUGUGUCUCUAUCGUGUCGCAAAAUCAACAAAACAUCGACAUCGACAUCGACAUCGACAUUAGCAUCAUCUUCGGUGGCACAGCCAGUUUCAUUGAACAGUAGUCAAUCAGUGGAAACCAGCAGUCGGUGCGUCUGCGUCGCGUGUGCUACACUUGCCACUUGCCAUUCCGGCUUUGGUUUUGGCUUUGGCUUUGGCUCUGACUUUGACUUUGUCCAAAACUCGAGCGGGUUUUCGAGCCACGCCGCGCAUUUGCUUUGGAGUUGGAUUGUUUCCUUUUGUCACGUGCUCGGUGUUUUCUUUGUUUUUUGUUGCUGUGCUGCAUUCAGUGGAGUGGUAACGCAGUGGCAGAAGAGAGGCCUGCCUGCCACCAACUUGCAACAUUUGGCGUCGUCUCCGCCGCUUGGACUUGGUCUGACUGUGGCACAAACCCAAAAACUUUCUACUUGCAACUGGUAGCCGGCCAAAAAGAAAGGAAACAGAACGAAGCCAAAGACAAGCAAGCACGCGGCAACAACAGCAGUGUGGCAAAGUGUUGCAUACUUGCCAGCCACUCACCCAAAUAGGAAAGGAGUGAAAACGGAUAUAGUACAUAUACAGAUAUAGUAUAUCCGCACACAUAUCUGGAGAUUGAAAGAGCGAACAGAAGGAGGAAACGACCGGCAACAUGCUGUCGUCAGCAAUAAAUAAAACAGCACGAAAUGCUGCCAAUACGUUCCAUUUGCUGGCCAUCCUUCUCUAUUUCUGCUCUCUAGUGCAGGGACAGCAGCAGCAGCAACAGCAGCAGCAGCAGCAUCAGUUGAAGUACCAGCAAUUGCAAUAUCAGAUGCAGCAGCAAUAUGAAUACCAGCAGCAGCAGCACUACCAGCAGCAGUUCCAACAGAAGCAGCAGCAGCAGCAGCAACAGCAGCAACAGCAGCAACAUCCACUGACAUCCACUGCAGGACUCGCCCAUCAGCAGCACGAUGAAACAAUCGAUUUGCUGUCCACGCAGCCCACACAGCUGCUGCAAACAGGCGUUUCACUGAUUGUGGAGGAUGGCAAGGGCUCUGCUGGGAGCGAUGGCAACGAUGGGAACGAUGGGAACGAUGGGAACGGAAACGCCAAUGGAAGUCGUCGUCGCACUGCCCAAGUGGGCAUGCGGAAGCGAAAGCGUCGACCCCAAUUGCCGAUGGCCCCCAUGGGGGCCACCGAGGAUGACACGGGAGCCGGCUCUGGCUCUGGCUCUGGCUUUGGCUCGGGUGCGGAUUCGAGUUCGAGUUCGAGUUCGGCCUACUGGCGUGGACAUGUCGAGGACGAUGCGGAGGCUCUCAGGAGGCGCAAGCAGCCUCUAGUCAGGGAGCCAAUGGCUGCCCUGGAACGGGAGAGGGACAAGCAGCGACAGCGGCAGGAGCCCACCCACAGCAGCCCUCUGGAUGCCAACGUCCAGGCGAGCAGUCCGAGCAAGGCCUAUCGCCGGCCAUACGGCCAGUCCAAGAAGGAGCAGGAUGCGCCGACUGGAGUCAAGCUGCAGACAUCGGUGGACUUGAAGAACAUCUUGAAGAACUCCGGCGGCCUAAGCCUGAGUGAGAUCCUGCAGCAAAAGAACCUCUCCCUGGACGACCUGCUCAAGGGAAAGCAGAAUGCCCUGCUGGCCCUCCAGACCACGGCCAUAGCCCCGGCCUCCUCCGCCCAGCCACAGGGGGAGACCCACAGGAAGCAGAGCCACCAGAGCAAGCAGGGAGUGCGCCGCCUGCCCCCUGCCUACCUUAGCAGCAGCAGCAGUAGCGCCACCAGCAAAAGCAGCAGCAACGAGAGCGACGAGGAGGAGUCAUUGAGGACCAGGGCCAAGUUUCCAACACUUCAGCGAUUGAAGCUCUUCGGCAGCUCUUCGCGGGAGAGCAGCACCACAAGGCGCACUUUGCACACUCUUGGCAGCACCGCCACCAGCACGGUCGGACCCAGCAGCAGUAGCACCACUCGCCUGCCGCUGUACAAAAAGAGGCAGCACAUGCGUUCCACCCUGAAACCUCCGGGGCUCUUCAAGUCUGCCACCACCAGCGGCAGCAGCAUCACCAGCAGCACGACAGCAGCAACCACCACUACGCAGGAGGUGGACACGAGCACGCCCAUCUUCACCAGCACCCUGGCCAACAGCAUUGAGGAGUCAGAGGAUCAGCAACCAGAACAGGAGCAGGAGCAGGACGAGCCUGAACCAGACUCGGUCGAAGUGGAGUCUGGGGAAUCCUCCCACACGGAGGCACCACUAGCACCUUCCCCAUCGCCGGCCAGCCCAGCCAGCACGGCCAGCACCACCAACAAUCCCAGAUACCGGCUGCGCACCGCCAGCAGCAAGGAGAGCCAAAAGCGGCUCAAGGACAACUUCAUUCACCAACACCACCACCACCACCACUACGAUGGAAAUGUUGUGGAGAGCAUCGAAGAUGUGCAGGUGGAUAUGGAUGCGGAGGGAGAAGUGGCGAAGAGCAACAGCACAGAAGCAGCAGCAGGAGAAGGAGGGGGACCACCGCAGCCAGGCAAUGCCAGUGAGGAGCUGAACUACAACGAUGAUGAUCUAGAGAACUUCUUCGACGAGGUGGAGAGCCACACGCACCACACACGAGUGCCCGCACCAGAACCAGCACCAUCUCAAGCCCAGAUUCCACUCGAACCACAACCGUCCACUGAAUCAUCGUCUGCACCAGCACAGCAGCCGCCAGUGAGUCUGGUGGACGACGUAGAUGAUCGCACCGAUCUCCUGGAACUGAUCGAGGAUCGACGCUCGGGGAACCGCCUGUUCAAGGUGCUCGAGCAGCGGAAUAUGACCCUCGAGGAGCUGAUCGAGCACCGAAAGCGCGGCUCCAGCCAGCUGCACCUGUCCACAAUCGUGAGCGGGGGCGAUGAGCACUCACGCUUCUACCCUGGCCAGAAGGUGGUGCUGCAGGACAACAUGGACAUUGUCACGGCCUUUGAGAACUUCCCCCACUUCAACCUGAUGGACCUGAAGAGCGUCAAGCCCGACGAAAUCAAGACGGACUCGCAGGGCUCCAGCUACUUCACCUCAAUCAUAGACAUCGAGCCGAACGACAGCGAGAAGCUCGGCAACCGAGGACCGGCCUAUGCACCGACAUCAUCCGCAUCCGCAUCAUCAUUGUCCUCAGCAGGAGUAUCCUUCAACGGCCAGCACAAGCAGCAGCAUUCACGCGGAGAGAAGUCGCUCGGGUUCUUCCCCUCGUGGAAGACGCUGGCUCUGGCCUCCCUGUCCACGGCGACCGAGGAGCGGAGUCCCUACUUUUUGCCACCGCCGCGACUGCUGCUCGAUGGAAACGGCAGUGCCCAGGAGGUGGAGGUGGACACGGAGCCGGAUGAGCAAGAGCCCAGCAGCAUCGACAUCGACCUGAGCGUGAGUCCCUACGGUGGAGCAGGAGGCGAAGGACUGAACAGUUCGCAGCUGGCCAACACCAAGCUGGCACCGAACGACAAUGUGAUCGAUGAGAUCGAAGAGGAGGUGGCCCGGGCUCACGAUCUUCUCGACCUGGAGCUCUCCGGUCCCGGAUUCCAUCGCAGUCCGGCAGCUGCGGCGGCCACCUCGGUGUCCCAACAGCAUUUGGGCACCCUAUACGCUAGUAUGCCGUCCGGCAUUCGGUCGGCGAUUGUGGCCAGUGCUGCCAUUGUGAUCACCGCACUGGCUACCUUCCUGGUGAUCUUUGUGGUCUGUCGCUGGAAGCAGCAUCGCCGACGCAAAAGCAGCUAUCUGAAGACCUACAACGCGAUGAAGAGCAAGCUUCCCCAGAUGGCCCAGACGGGCGCCUCGGCCUCGCGUCGCUCCUCGAUGCGCCACCACAUGGAGGAACUGGUCAUUGGCUCCAGCAGAGGAGAGGCGGCAGCGGCAGCGUCAUCGCCAUCGGGAGGCGGAGCCGCAGGAGGUGGAGCAGGAAUGGGCAUUGCGAGCAUCUCGACUGCCGUCUCCUGCUGCACGCCCGUCCACCAGCUCCAGCGGCAGAGCUCCAUGCUCUUCACACGCGACGGAUCGUCAACCUUGAGCACUGCCACCUCCCUGACCACGACAGCCGGGGCUGGUCCAGCGGGUACCACCGCGAGCGGUGCACCGCCACCCACAGCAGCGCUGUGUGGACGGUCCCAGGGAGCAGUGGCCAGUGGUAGCUCCAGUAGCUCGGCAUCCGCCUCGCUGGCCCUGUCGCUGCGCAGUGCUCACCAGAAGCUCAAUACCAUGGACCCCAACUCGCCGGAGGUGCAGGAGUAUCUCUUCGACACAUUGCGCAAAUCGUUCGAUUAUUAGGCUCUAGGCAGGCUCACUCAACUAUCGAAAGAGCGAUCACCGGCGAUAGGUUUUGCUGUUUAGGCCAAGUUUUAUACAUAUAAAUACAUCCACAGAUUCCCCACACGCACACACACACACCACACAGACACAUAUAUAUAUAUAUAUAUAUAUAUAUAUAGAGAGAGAGAGAGAGAUAGAGAGAAUACAAUUUAUAUGAUUAAUUAGAUUAGUUUAAGAAAAAAAGAAUGAAACAUUUUUUUUGUGGUCAAAUUUCGAGUAACCUAAACAUAGCAAAAGAAAAAAUACACACACACACACAUACAUAAACAUAUGUACAAUGCGUUACAUAGCUGUGGGACGGAACCCACUCGCAAGCCUAAGCUCCAAGCUCGAAUUUCUAAAAAAAAAAGAAGAGAAAACAGAGACAAAGCCCAUCACAAAGACAUCCCUCUCAACACUGUCUCAUGGCCAUGAACGCUUCUGUACUUUGUCUGUAAGCUCGGAAAACUGUCGUUUCGAACUACACCAGAUCUACGCAGCACUAUAGACCAUCAACUAUUGCGACUCCUUCGAGCAGGACAUACAUACAUAGGACACGGCAUUCCAAUGGGUUUCUAAAUCACCAAGCGAAAAAGUUUAUAGAUCGAAUAGAAGUAGCAAAGAAUCUUAGCCAGAUAAAAUACAGUACAGUUGUGUUCGCACGAUCCACAGCACAGAGCCCAAAUCGAAUACCAUAUAAGGAAAUUCGAGAAACCAAAACCAUUUAUGAGGACAAUAAAUAUUAAACGAACAAAAAUUAAGAGGAAUUAAAAUGAAAAGAAACGAAACGAAUCGAAAAGAAACACCUUCUUUGGCACUGACGAAAAAAGAAAAGAAACCAAAUUUUAAUACUCGAAUAAAAGAGGGAAUUUCAUAUUAGAUUGGGGCAAAUAUAUAGAUGGGUGUGGUCACAAGCACAACAACAACAACAACAACAACUAAAUCAACACUAAUAGUAUAAAUGUUCAGUGCACUGCAAGAACAAUAAGAGAAUUGAUUUAUUUUUUAGCUGCAGGCACUUUUGAUUUUGAUUUUCUCCAACCAGCCUCGACCCCACUUUCCAUGCCCCCUCCAUUCCCCCCAUCCACCCCCCGCUCACUCCAGAGUCCUAUACACUAGAAUAUCUGUCGACCGUACGAGUAUAUACAUAGAUAUACAAAUAAAUAUAAAAAUAUGUAUGUUUAAGAACGCUCAAAUAUGUAUGUAAAUAAGUUUGAAUUUGAUUUUUUUUGAGAAAUAAACUGUAGAGCAAACUGUG